Messenger RNA from Loa loa (African eye worm), 1530 nucleotides. Its product is annotated as TBC domain-containing protein. Lineage: Eukaryota; Metazoa; Nematoda; Chromadorea; Rhabditida; Onchocercidae. The transcript is spliced from 13 exons. Gene Ontology annotation, biological process: activation of GTPase activity. Bases 1 to 1530 code for a protein of 509 amino acids. The record is from RefSeq and is a predicted model, not a curated record. Gene Ontology annotation, molecular function: GTPase activator activity.
AUGAGCCACAAUUGGAUUCAACAGUCGGCAAUACCUGGAAGUGUUAGACCUGUUUACGGUGCUCAGUACCCACCGUUAACGGAAUACGAUGAUUUUGCAAAUAAUGCGGGCCGAAUUGGCAGUAGUGAUAGUCAGCACUCAAAUUCUGGAGCAAAGUUCCAAAAUUAUGUGGACAGCGUAUCAGAUGCUUGGGAUGUGUCCGUAACACUGGAUGAACGAGCUGCUUGCACGAGUGCUGCAAAAGUCCUCGAACGACAUGCUAGCCUGGCAGCACGUGACUUGAUAAUGCCACCGGUUAAUCCAGUUCCUUCAAGAAACAGCAAAAUACAGGCUAUGCAGCGUUUAGCUAUCCAGAAGGAACCAAUACCGGGGACAGCAGUGCCAACAGGAAGUAGUGGAGUGCAUCUGUCUAUAAAUUUAUAUCCGAGACUACCAGAAAUAUCAGUUGAAUACGGAAAAGUACUAUCAAGUUCAGCACUAGUUGAUCCGAUGAUGGCACACGAUUCAUCGACAGCUCAAGAAGGGCAUACUUUAGCUCUUCAGCGUGACCAUGCUCGCUUUGAUCGGUUACGCGCCCAGCUCGGUGUUCAUACAGGUCCGUCAUCAAGUCCGAAAAAUGUUACACAAUCUUUGAAGACUGUAGAUAUUGAUUUGGAGCAAUUGCGUAAGGACUGUUGGAUGGGUAUACCUCAUAAAUUACGACCAACGAUUUGGAGAAUAUUACUGGGUUAUCUUCCAACAAAUUUUGAGCGUCGUGAAGUAACACUUGCGAGGAAAAGGGAAGAGUAUUGGCGUUAUGUGGAGCAAUAUUUCCAUACUCGAUACGAUGAACAGCAUCAGGAUACCUUUAGACAGAUACACAUUGAUAUCCCACGUAUGUGUCCCUUGAUACCGCUGUUCCAGCAAAAAGUAGUGCAGGAGGGUAUCAACGAUCUUGUCACACCCUUCUUUGUUGUGUUCCUCUCAGAAUUCAUAUCUGAUGAUACAGAAGUUGGCACAUAUGAUGUAAGUCAAUUACCACGAGAGCAAAUUGAAAUCGUUGAAGCAGAUAGUUUUUGGUGCGUCACAGCGUUGUUGGAUACAAUUCAGGAUAACUAUACAUUUGCACAGCCAGGUAUUCAGCGUAAAGUAUCGCAGUUACGACAUCUGAUGAGUCGUGUUGACAAGCAGCUUCAUCGUCAUCUGGAAGCGCAUGGUGUUGAGUACUUACAGUUUGCGUUCCGUUGGAUGAAUAAUGUUCUUAUGAGAGAAAUCCCUUUGCGAGCCACAAUUCGCCUCUGGGAUACUUUCUUGAGUGAAAGAGACGGUUUUUCGCAGUUUCAUGGGUAUGUAUGUGCAGCUUUUCUUCGAAUGUGGUCCAAGCAGCUGCAAGCGGAGAAGGAUUUUCAGGGAAUAAUGUUGCUCUUACAAAAUCUUCCGACACAUAGCUGGGGAGAUCAACAGAUAUGUGAAUUAACAGCGGAUGCCUUUUCCUUGAUGGCUCUUUUCGAUGGCGCUAAGAAUCAUUUGGCACAAGAUAUGAAUACGUAG